AUGGUGCUUGCGAGUGAAGAGGCUUCCAGUCUCAACUCGUUAGAUGCUGCCGACUAUGACCCCAUCAACCACCUCAACGCUAUCUUCUCGCAGCCGUCGACCCUUUCUUCCGUCUCGAGAGUAUCGCUAGCCUUGGACACCUAUCAAAAUGAUCUCGACCGCGAAAUCGCCGCUGCGGUGAAACACCAAACCAAUGCUGACGCCGAAGCCGUCAAACGGAUACAAGAUGCUGAAUCAGACCUUCCUGAACUCUUCGAGAAAGUUGAGAAUGUCAGCAGACGUGCCAUGGAGACGGAGGAAGCGAUCACAGACAUGACAGCGGAUAUCAAAAGGCUCGAUAACACGAAAAGAAAUCUAACGCUAUCAAUGACGGCUUUGAAAAGACUCCAAAUGCUCACGACCGCCUAUGAGCAAUUGAAGGGAUUGAGUAGCUCUCGGCAAUAUAGGGAGUGCGCUCAGCUGCUGCAGGCUGUCAUACAGCUCAUGGCACACUUCAAAUCCUAUCGCUCUAUAGACCAAAUCGCUACCUUGAGUCGGAAUGUAUCAGAUCUCCAAAGAGAGCUGCUCGAACAGGUGUGUGAAGAUUUCGAAGUUACAUUUGCAAAGGGCGAAAUUGGACAAAAGAGAUGGUCAUUGGCAGAGGCAUGCCAAGUCAUGGAGGCAUUAGGAGAAAACGCCCGGUCCAGACUGAUUACGUGGUACUGCAACACUCAGCUUCGAGAGUACAGACAACUGUUCAGGGGCAGUGAAGAGGCGGGGUCCUUAGAAAACAUUUCAAUGAGGUAUUCAUGGUUCAAGAGAUUGCUCAAGACCUAUGACAGCGAGCAUGCGCCCCUGUUUCCACAGUCAUGGCGGGUUAGCGAGAUCCUAGCAAACGCUUUUUGUGAAGGGACACGAGAAGACUUCAAGGGUAUUCUUUCAAGGUUAGCAAGAAGGCCUGAUGGUCAGACCAUGGACGUUGAGCUGCUUCUCAAAUGCCUUCAAGAGACUCUCGAAUUCGAGCAGUUUCUGGAGAAAAGGUUCUUCAAUGCUUCUCGUACUUCUAUGGAUACUGUCAGUUCGAGCGACGAUAAGACGGCAAUAUUCAACCAUGCCAUUUCGGAGGCAUUUGAGCCGCACUUGAACAUAUGGGUGGAGGCACAAGACAAACAGCUCUCUAUGUUGAUACCAAGAUAUAAGCAACAACCACUUCGCCCGCCGGAGGAGGAAUUCAGCCCGGAAACAGUCCUCGCGUCCUCGACUGACCUGUUCAAUUUUUAUCGUUUGACUCUUUCGCAAUGUGCGAGGCUUUCACCUGGUGCAAAGCUAUUGGAGCUAUCCAAAGUCUUCGCUAAGUAUCUUGAUCAGUAUGCUCAGCAGAUACUGUGGUAUCAUCUAAGCGAACGCCCGAGCGGUCAAACACCAUCGAAAAUACCUAAUGUAGAAGACAUGAUUGUGGUCCUGAAUACUGCAGACUAUUGCUAUAAUACAAGCGUGCAACUUGACGAAAGAAUCAAAGCUCGGAUAGAUGCUGAAUUCAGAUCAAGUGUCGAUCUGCAGAGUCAAGGAGAAGCUUUUAUGGGCAUAGCUGCUGCAACAGUGCGUGCUUUGGUCCGUAAGGUCGAGCUUGAACUCGAACCGUCGUGGCGGGAAAUGCGAAAUACCGGCUGGAGCAAAAUGGAAAAUGUUACAGAUCAAAGCUCUUAUAUCUCAGAGGCUAUACGAGUAGUGAAUAUGCGAGCUGGUGAGAUUUUAGCGUUGCUGCACAAACAGCAGUACACUCGGGCGUUCUGUGACAAUGUUGUCGACAUGAUGCUGCUCGAUAUCUAUACCUUGAAAAAGUAUUUCGAGGCCCUUCCUAUGCUGAACAGUAAUGUCAAGCAAGCUUCGACUGGAUAUAUCAAGCGCGUCGGCCAUUCAAUGGCACGUAUUGACCCAAUUCUCAAGACUCUUCAAGUCCGCCCAUCCCCCCCGGAAGCUCUCGUGCAGGCCUAUCUUAUCCAUAUUGCAGACAAAUCAGACAGUAACUUCCGCAAGAUUAUUGAGCUCAAGGGGCUCAAGAAGCAGGACCAAUCUCAUCUCACGGAAUUAUUUCAAGCUCAUCGCUCGAGUCCAAAACAUGAGAAUCUCCAGCAAUCGUCGCCUGUACUCACCCCUUUGAGUUUGGGUACAAGCACCAGCUCCCAUCUUUCCACAGGCAUUGGAUCACUAGGACAGGCAGCCAGUCUGAGCACUUCAAAUCUUCCUGGCCGCUUUGAUCCCACAAACUUUGGCAAUGCUAUCAUGACUGCUGCCAGAGACGGUGUCGAUAGGUUUGGAACCCCGGCAUUAAGCUCCAGCACUUCAGGGACUCCCGCAGAGUCGAGGAUUGCAAGUCCUCCGCCGCCUGCAAAUCGACGAGCUUUGAGUCCAGAUUCGCAGGCAAAUUUGUCGACGGGGAACUUGAACGAAAACCUUAGGAAUAUCGGUAAAUUCUUCAAAAGGGAUAUAGGUUUUGGAGGACGCUUUGGACGAAGUGAUGAAGGGUGA
This is a messenger RNA of Bacidia gigantensis, 2508 nucleotides long. RefSeq lists its product as uncharacterized. The transcript is spliced from 3 exons. Gene Ontology annotation, cellular component: GARP complex. Gene Ontology annotation, biological process: retrograde transport, endosome to Golgi. Bases 1 to 2508 code for a protein of 835 amino acids. Lineage: Eukaryota; Fungi; Ascomycota; Lecanoromycetes; Lecanorales; Ramalinaceae. The record is from RefSeq and is a predicted model, not a curated record.